AUGCGAAACAUCGAUAAAUUAGACUGCAUUGAUGUUGAAGCAUUGUCGGCCCAAAGAAUUCCUAUAGCUUGCGGUGCAAUAUACGCAUCGGCUCGAAGGUCGAAGGCAGCCGGGGGUACAUUUAACCCUGACCUAGCGGGUGAAGGAUAUUCCUACUACGGCCUCCCGCCACCCGACGGGGUCCGGAGCACCCCUGAGCAUCACUUGCACUGCGCUUCCACACUCCUAAAUGGAGAUCAAAAAUAG
Pieris macdunnoughi is the source of this 246-nucleotide messenger RNA. NCBI's taxonomy places the organism in Eukaryota, Metazoa, Arthropoda, Insecta, Lepidoptera, Pieridae. The record is from the annotation of a GenBank genome assembly.